GACGUCUCCGCGUCGCGCUCGAUGACGUGUCCGCGGCGGCGGCGGCGGGGCCGGGAUGCACCGGCGGGGGGUGGGGGCGGGGGCGAUCGCCAGGAGGAAACUGACCGAGGCCAAGUACAAGGAGCGCGGCACGGUGCUGGCUGAGGACCAGCUGGCCCAGAUGUCCAGGCAGCUGGAGACGUUCCGCACGCACCUGCAGGCCUUCGCCUCCAAGCACAAGCAGGAGAUUCGCCGCAGCCCCGAGUUCCGCCUGCAGUUCCAGCACAUGUGCGCCGCCAUCGGCGUCGACCCGCUGGCCUCUGGAAAAGGGUUCUGGGCCGAGGUGCUGGGAGUCGGAGACUUCUACUACGAGCUGGGCGUGCAGAUCAUCGAGGUGUGCCUGGCGCUGCGGCACCGCAACGGAGGGCUGAUCACGCUGGAGGAGCUGCAGGCGCAGGUGCUCAAGGGCCGCGGGAAGUUUGCGCAGGACGUCAGCGCGGAUGAUCUGCUCCGCGCCAUCAAGAAGCUGAAGGUCCUGGGCAGCGGCUUCGGGAUCAUCCCCGUGGGGGGAACGUUCCUGGUGCAGUCGGUGCCGGCCGAGCUCAGCAUGGACCACACGGUGGUGCUGCAGCUGGCCGAGAAAAAAGGAUUUGUGACAGUCAGCGAGAUCCGGGACAGCCUCAAGUGGGAGACGGAGAGAGCCAAGCAGGUGCUGGAUCACCUGCUGAGGGAGGGCAUGGCCUGGCUGGACGCGCAGGCCCCGGCCGAGCCGCAGUUCUGGCUGCCCGCGCUCUUCUCGGAGCUGCACGGCCCGGAGAGCGCGGCCGGGCCCUGAGCGCCCGGCAGCCCCGGAGUCCUUGGAAACCCGCCCGGAAUCCCUCCCAGGAUCCUCGGGAAUCACCCUGGAAUCCUCGGGAAUCACCCCGGAAUCCCUCCCAGGAUCCUCGGGAAUCACCCCUGGAAUCCCGCCCGGAAUCCCUCCCAGGAUCCUCGGGAAUCACCCCUGGAAUCCUCGGAAUCCCAGCCAGAAUCCCUCCCAGGAUCCUCGGGAAUCCCUCCUGGAAUCCCUGAGAAUCACCUCUGGAAUCCUGGCUGGAAUCCCCUCCUAGAGUCCUCGGGAAUCCCUCCCAGGAUCCUCAGGAAUCCCCCCUUUGAAUCCCUUCUGGGAUCCUUGGGAAUCUCCUUCCCGGAGUCCUUGGGAAUUCUUCCUGGAGUCCUCCGAAUCCCGGCUGGAAUCCCCCCCAGGAUCCUGAGGAUUCCCCUCUGGAAUCACCCCUGGGAUCCCCUGGAAUCCCCCCUGGAGUCCUCUGGAAUCCCCGGGAAUCCUCAGGAUCCCUCCUAUUCCCUCAAUCCCAGGGACAGCAGGACUGGGAAUAAAAGUUUUGUAAGAA
This is a messenger RNA of Passer domesticus (house sparrow), 1370 nucleotides long. RefSeq names its product SNF8 subunit of ESCRT-II (gene SNF8). Gene Ontology annotation, cellular component: ESCRT II complex. The record is from RefSeq and is a predicted model, not a curated record. Lineage: Eukaryota; Metazoa; Chordata; Aves; Passeriformes; Passeridae. The transcript is spliced from 8 exons. The coding region runs from base 56 to 814 and encodes 252 amino acids. Gene Ontology annotation, biological process: protein transport to vacuole involved in ubiquitin-dependent protein catabolic process via the multivesicular body sorting pathway.